Messenger RNA from Durusdinium trenchii, 1210 nucleotides. The record is from the annotation of a GenBank genome assembly. Lineage: Eukaryota; Dinophyceae; Suessiales; Symbiodiniaceae.
UACCUUUUCCUGCCUUCUGAAACUUCUGAUUCUUAGAGUGAAUUGUUGGUUCAUAAUCCUCAUAUUUGCACUUGCCCUGUCCCUUUUGCACAAAGAGCUACUUUAUUGAACUUAUACUGAUGAAUUUUGUUGAGAAGAUGGUUUAUGUGCCAUCCAGUUGGUUGAAGUUUGAUUGCCAGUGCAGAGCUGCCAUUUUGGCUGGUAGCAUGGCAUUGGCUUGCACAUCUGGGGAGCCGUGCCCAGCCACAAAGUGCCUGAGCACAAGAGGAAACACCCCAGUACUUUGCCUGAGCACAUGAUGGGUGGUGGUGGCUACUAUCCUCCAGAGCCUCCACAUCCAUUUCGCCAUGAAUACCCACCUUCCUUUGGCAGGCCUUGGCCAGGGCCAGGGUACCAACCUUCCAUGUCCUCGACCAGGGCAAGUCUUGGGACUGGGAGUGAGAUGGGGUCAGAGCCACCAGAUGGAGAUGGAGAUGAUGAGGGUGACUCUGCCCAGAGCAGCUCUUCUGACAAGUCAAGCUCACCCAGUGAGAAGAAAAAGAAGAAGGACAAGAAGAACAAGAAGAAGAAGAAAAGGCAUGACAAAAAGAAGAAGAAGAAGAAAGACAGUGACUCAGAUGAUGCUGACAGUGAAGAGCUGGACAAAAGGGAUGUGCCAAAAGUAACCCUGGCAGUCUCCAAGAAGGGGAAGAAGAAUGUUUUCCCAAGGAGGGAUGCCCUCAGAUUUUUGAAGUACUUGCACCCUGAUCGCUUUCCAGAUGGAUUGAGGCAGACUUUGACAGAUGAACAAAUUGACCAAUGCUUCUUCCUACUUUCUGGGCUCCCACCCUUUUUGCAAGUGAGGGAGCUCAGGGCAGGUAAUAGAGGGAAAUUGACACUUGGAGAAUUAGGUGCCAUUGUUUUGCCAUGCAACCUGUCAUUCACAAGUUCCAUUUAAGCUUUUCAGCUCCUCAGUGUUUGUGCUGCCAUUCCCUGUAGUUUGCAUUCACCCAGCAUCUCCUGGGCCCAGGAAGGAGAAGAUCAAAGAGGCCACGCAGAGUUUUGAGAAGAGGGUAGGCAAGAGGAGAUUUGAUGAAGUCAGCUCAGAUUACAACAAUUUGGACGCAGUGGCUCAGCAGUAUGGAUGGGAUGAAGCUUUCAAUGGAAAGUACCCUCAUGCUAGUUUUGUACCUUGGCAAAAAAAUUAGUGGUGUCAGUGUUCAACCCCUCA